UAUAAUCAGGCAUAACUAAAAGAAGUGUGCAUAUGAAAUUUCUCGUGAUUCUCCGUGAGUCGUGUAUAAUUUUCUUAGAAUAUAUUCCGUUACGCUUCGUGUGGUGAGUCUCUGGUUGAGAGAUUGUAUAAACGAUGUGUGAAAGUACAGUUAGUGUUGCUCUACGUAUCCGUCCAUUAGUAGACAAUGAGCUUGAAAAAGGGUGUCAAAUGUGUUUAGAUGCUAUAUCUGGAGAACCACAAGUUCGUAUAUGCAAUACUGACAAAGCGUUCACGUACAAUUAUGUGUUUCCUCCUCACAUUGGACAGGAAAAUUUUUAUAACACGGCGAUUAAACGACUCGUAGAUAAUACCUUUCAAGGCUAUAAUGUUACAAUAUUAGCAUAUGGACAGACUGGAAGUGGCAAAACCCAUUCUAUGGGUACCAAUUAUACGGGUGUGGGAGAGAAGGGCAUUAUACCAAGAGUUAUAUAUGAUAUAUUUGAAAUAAUUAAAUCCAAGGAAGAUUGGAGUUUCAAAGUAGCAGUCUCAUUCAUGGAAUUGUAUCAAGAACAAUUGUAUGAUCUUUUAUCUGAUAAGCAGAGAAGCCAAUCCAUUGUAGAUAUUAGAGAGGACGGUAAAAACAUAAAAAUUGUCGGUGUAAGUGAGAAACAAGUUGAAGAUGCUCAAGAGACGUUAGAGUGUCUGGCACAAGGUUCCCUGGGUCGCGUAACGGGUGCAACUGCAAUGAAUGCACAUAGCAGUCGCAGUCACGCUAUAUUUACAUUAUGUAUACGUCAGCAAAAGAAAGAUGAUCCGAAUACAGCGACAGUGGCGAAAUUUCAUUUGGUUGAUUUAGCGGGUUCUGAACGUAGUAAAAAAACUCAAGCAACUGGGGAACGGUUUAAAGAAGGUGUAAAUAUAAACAAGGGAUUGUUGGCUUUGGGAAAUGUUAUUUCACAACUAGGUGAUGGUGCCUCUGGAACAUAUAUCGGAUACAGAGACAGUAAACUUACCAGAUUGUUGCAAGAUUCCUUGGGUGGUAAUUCCAUGACUCUUAUGGUUGCCUGUGUCAGUCCUGCUGAUUAUAACUUGGAUGAAACUCUUAGUACAUUGAGAUAUGCGGAUCGUGCACGUAAGAUAAAGAAUAAGCCAAUUGUGAAUCAAGAUCCAAAAGUAGCAGAGAUCAAUCGGUUGAACAAAUUAAUUCAAGAACUGCGGCUGGCUCUUGCGAAUCAGGAACUUGGCAUAACAACAUGUCCGAAGGAACACGAGGCACUCGAGGAGAAAUAUAGUGUAUUACAUCAAAAGUUUAGAGAUAUGACGGAAAAAUUGAGUUCGAAUUUAGGAGAAAUCGUAGUUAUGCACGAACGAGCGGAGAUGGCCGAACAGGCUCGGGAAAAAAUCAGAUUUGCUAUAUCGUUAUUACUUGAUGAAUUCAAGCAAGUUUUACAAGAUUUCGAUUCUUGUCUUGAAAUCGACGAUGAAAAACGAAAUAAAUUAAAAGCGAUAUAUGAAAAGAUGUUAGAUAUCCAAAAUAAUGAGAAGAAAGCAUCCGAAGAACUUAUAAAUCAUGAAAUAUCCAAUUCCAAACAUUGUGUCAUACACAUGGAAGAAGAUAUAGAAUGUGUGCAUACAGAGGAAUUGAAUGAUAUCGAAGAUAAUUUGGAUUACUUUGAUAAAAAGGAAGAGGAACACACACUACGGCAAGCGGAGCGAAAUAACGAGGUCCAAACUAUUAAUAAGGAGUUGGCACUCAAAGAAAGCCUCGUGUCGGAACUGUUGAAAAAUGUAACGCAAGAAACCGCUGAAAGCCGUAGGAAUGUCGUGGAGAUGGAACAAGAAAUCAAACUGUUACAUGCGGAAAAAGAGGAACAUUUACAAGCGGUUCAUGCUCACAAUGUCAGUUCUAAAUUGGCUGAGACGCGUCGUAAAAGAGUACAAGAACUGGAAAAAAAGAUAGCGGAAUUGACACGUAGAUGCAUGGAACAGAACAAGAUAAUUAAAGCGAAGGAGAAGCAGGAUCAAAAAAUUAAAACUCUCUCCUGUGAGAUACAAACGUUAAAAGAAACUCGAGUCAAGCUUAUCAGACAGAUGCGCAACGACGCAAAUAAUUUUACUAAGUGGAAACAAUCCAAGGAAAAGGAAAUUAUUAAAUUAAGAACGCAGGAUCGUAAACGUGCUUACGAAAUGGUACGCAUGAAAAUAGAACAUAAUAAACAGGAGAAUGUUUUUAAAAGGAAAAUGGAGGAAGCUUUUGCAGUUAACAAAAGAUUAAAGGGUGCUUUGGAGAUGCAGAAAAAGGCGAUGCAACGACAAGAAAAGAAGACCAAUAGCAAAGAAGAGAUAAAAACUUGGAUCGCUCAAGAAAUGGAAGUAUUAAUGGCCACUGUAGAAGCAGAUUAUUCUCUUGAAAAACUGAUGCAAGAUAGAGCUUCGUUGGUACAUCAAUUGGAGCAACUUAAAAAAAAUAACGAUCCGGAUGAAAAGGAGCUUGCAACUGUUACUGAAUUCAUAGAAUUACGUAACAUACAAAUUGCAGAUCUACAACAAAAGAUUCUUGAGUCAGAUCAGGAAACUAGAACAAAUACUCGAUGGAAUAUGAUACGUACAACAAUGGACGCAAAAGUAGCACUUGAAACAGCAUUUCAUGUAGUUACACAAGACAGGAAGCAACAAUGUUACAAAUAUAAUGAAUUGAAAGAAAAGUAUCAGAAUCUAGAAGCACGACUAGAAGAAUAUGAAAAACGGGAGAGAGUAAAUAAAAUAUCUUGUUCGCAAGAUUCAUCUGAUAUGUUUUCUAGCGAUACUGACAAAUCUUUGACAAAAUCUAUAAAGAGACAGGUUUCGAUAGAGAAUUUAAAUGAAAAUAAAAAAUCAUUGUCCAAGAAAAGAAAGAUGGAAAAUAAAAUAAAAGAAGAAAUAGUCGAUGAGAAUGCUUGUCUAUCGUACGAUGACAGUUCAACGAUGGAAGACGAUGUCGAUAAAGAUCCAGAUUGGAAAAAAACGCCGCUUUAUAGUCGAAUACAAAAAUUACAGAAUAAAUCGAAACUCUCAAUUCAACGACUGACCUUUAAUAAGAUAGAACCUAAUCAUGAGAAUCCGAUAAAAUGUGCUUGUAAAACAAAAUGUUCUACACGGGUAUGUACGUGUCGUAAGAAUGGUGUUACCUGCAACAACUGUAACUGUGACUCGGAACAAUGUCAGAAUAGAAACAAAGAGAAUUUGCGUACUACGCUGUUUUCAGAUGUUGCAAUGUUAGAUAAAGCGAGAUGUGAUUAGAAAAGAAGAUGAAUCAUUUUUUUUCAAUUGUGCAUGAAAAGUACAUUUACUUCAUAGUAUCAUGCUCAAUUCAAAUAUUGUAUAUAUUCUAAAUUUUCGUGUCACAAAUAUUUAUUUCACUUUUCAUAUUUUGACAUAAACUGAACAUGAUAAUUCCAGGUAUAGGAAGACUCAUUUGUUGGAAGGAUCCCGUUUGCCUACAA
Molecule: messenger RNA, 3463 nt
Organism: Trachymyrmex cornetzi
Lineage: Eukaryota; Metazoa; Arthropoda; Insecta; Hymenoptera; Formicidae
Gene: Klp3A
Product: kinesin-like protein 3A
Exons: 13
Coding region: 135-3260 (1041 amino acids)
Biological process (GO): microtubule-based movement; spindle elongation; mitotic spindle organization
Cellular component (GO): microtubule associated complex
Molecular function (GO): microtubule motor activity; ATP binding; microtubule binding
Source: RefSeq, a predicted model, not a curated record